Messenger RNA from Solenopsis invicta (red fire ant), 11412 nucleotides. It is a transcript of the gene PHRF1, whose product is annotated as serine/arginine repetitive matrix protein 2. Lineage: Eukaryota; Metazoa; Arthropoda; Insecta; Hymenoptera; Formicidae. The transcript has 14 exons. The record is from RefSeq and is a predicted model, not a curated record. The coding region runs from base 736 to 8688 and encodes 2650 amino acids.
UACCUAUACCACAGCGUCCGCGAGCCAAGAUGUCCGCAGUCUCGCGAUAGAACGCGUACCUUUUCGGCGUGUUGUCACAGGCGCGAGAAAGAGAGAUCCGUGGGAAUAAUUCCGGGACGAACGGCACGAGGCCGUUCCGUCCGUCGAGGGCCGUGGGAUCGCCGCCGCGCGCGCGCCCAUGAUCCACCUCGGCCUGUAACGCAAGAUCGUGAGAGUACAGAGGAUCGGGAGCGACACCGAGAGAGCGAGAGAGCGCGCGAGUGGGACGGCGCGAGGGAGUGAGUGAGCGAAGCGGGACGGAAGUCGGGGAAGCGUCAACCGCGGGUGCGUCGAUACGGUCGUCCGCGUCGAUUCGCGUUUGCUGGCUACGGGAACUUCCGCGCGGGCCCGCCGCCUCCUUCCCCGCAAGAACGGUAUCGAGAGUGCCACCCGGGUGCUGCGAUCAUCAACCCCCCUCCCCCUCCCCAACUCCAUUGAGGACCUCGCGUACCAUCGUCGCCGACGCCGAGAAUUGCGCGCGCGGAAAAUCGUCCCGCAGUCUAUGACGGUUGAGCGAUCGAAUUUCGACGGCGACGACGACGCUCCUCGAUGUUGAGCGCUAGCGCGCGGCACGGCUCGGCCGUGAUCCACGUCUGAGGAAACGUAUCGGAACAAUCGCGCCAAGCGCCGCGCAGCAGCAUCGUCAUCAAAUUUUUGAAAGAGGCUCAGUGGGUAUGAAUUUUAGCGAUAGUCAAGAUGUCAAGCGACAGCGAUAAUACGUUUUGGAUACGUCAUCAUACUCAUAAGCGCAAAAAGGUUGUCAUAAGCGACAGUGAUAGCAGCGAUGAAUCUGUUAUUGUACAAACUCGAAGGAAGAAGAAAAUACUUAGAGUUGUUAGCGAAGGUGAAAGUAGCAGCGACGAUAGUGAUGUACCUAAGCCUGUGAUUAGACGACAAAACCAUAGAGUUAUUAGUGAGGAUGAAUCUAAUUACAAUAGUAGCGCUGAAGGAAGCAAGUUCAUUGAGAGCGAUAGCAGUAGCACAUCGUCCGAGUGGCAAAGUGACUGGACUAGUUCUGACGAAUCAGAGGAGGAUACCAAGAAAUAUACCACUAAGCGUAAAGUCUUAUCUAAAAUCAAGAGUGAGAAUGCCGAAAAGCCUGGUUCUUCCUCGUCGACCAACGCCAACGUCAAUUCGGACAGUAGCGAUGAUCAGUCGGAAAAGUGUCCUAUAUGUUUGCUACCAUUUAGAAAACAGCAAGUCGGUACUCCAUCCGCGUGCGAUCAUUACUUCUGUCUAGAAUGUUUAGUAGAAUGGAGUAAGAAUAUUAACACUUGUCCCGUGGAUCGCAUACCCUUCACUUUGAUCGAUGUUAGGGAGCAUUUUGAUGGCAAGGUUAUAAAUCAAUUACCGGUAGAAACCGUGCCGCGUAUUGAAAAUCAAGUGGUGGACGAUCCAACAUUUUGCGAAAUAUGUCAUCAAAGUGACAGGGAAGAUCGAAUGUUACUUUGCGACAACUGCGAUCGCGGCUAUCAUAUGGAAUGUUUGACACCUCCCAUGACUACAGUUCCCAUUGAGGAAUGGUUCUGUCCUGGGUGUACUCGAAACAACUCGACUAGAUCGUACUUGUCGAGUUUUGUGCCAAGUCUUAUAACAAGCGGGAGAAAUCCUAGUCUGCUCCUCCGUGACAUAAGAAGGAACUUUAAUAUAUUCCGUAACAUACUUCCUCACGUUAAUGAUCGUACGCACGUAUCUGCCAGACGCACUAGCAGAAUGCGCGAUCGCGAACCGACGGACGGUAUCGAGCAAUUUAUCGAUCCGAAUCAACCGUCUACUUCAUCUGGCCUCGAUUCGAUCGGUGACAAUAGUCGAAGUCGGUCUCCGAACACUAGCUUAGAAGGUAACGUCUCUUCUACGCGGUCGAAAACAAAAUCCAAGAGUAAAACGACAAAGAGGAAAAAGAAAAAACUCACGAAAAACUCGAAGAAGAGUGGCAAUGGUAAUAUACUUCGUCAAGUACGAAUCAAAGAAUUAAACAACGAUGGCGAAGAGGAAGAGAUAGUGACGUAUGUCAAAGUCGCAUCAUCCACGUCGAGGAGGAAGUGUAAGAAAAGAACAAAGAAAACGCGCAAGAGGAGAAAACACGAACGACGUGCGCGCACCGAAGCGUCUGUGCUGACUAGCACACGAACGGUAAAAAGGAGACUGGCCUCUGCACUCGGUAUGGAGAAGCCGAAGGUGCCACUGCUCGUACCUACCAUGAAAAAUAGCAUCUCCGUUCCUGAGAAAAGCAUUCUCGUGAAUGCCAGAUACAACGCUGGUAUACCUCAAGUCAGUCUCUUUGGAAAUAAUCUGGGAUUAGAUUACAGCCCACCUGGAUCGGACGAUGAUGGUGAAUACUCUAUUGGAACCGGAAGUCCUCUGAUAAGCAUACGACAACGACGAUCAGCAGUACUGUCACACAGACGCCGCGCAAUUCUAAAAUCUAUCGUCGAUCCGGUUAACGAAGUGGACAAUACUGGCAUAACAGAUCUGUUGAGCAGCAUAAUGAACAAUCAAGAGCUGUGGCACUCGACCAAGAAGAAAGGCGACGUGAUCUUGAAGGCCGACGGCACGCUGAUGGUGAAUAAUCCUGAAAAGGAAAACAAGCAUAGUAUCAAUAAUAACGAAAGUCCGAAGAAGGAGAAGCAGGAUCAAGAGGAAGUCACGCGACGCGAGGAAACAAUCUUGGAGGAGGUCGACACGCCGUUAGAUCUGUCCAACAUUAAUUCCAAUGACAUCACGCAGGCGCCAAUGUACAACAAUCCCUGCGGCGGAAGCGGAGGCAGUGGUGGUGGUAGUGGCAAUCGGGGCAAUUUCCGGGGCCGACAUGGUGGUCACGGAGGACAGACCUACGGGCGAGACUCUUUGCCACCAGGUGGGAGACACAAUUAUAGCGGUGGGACCAGCGGCGGCGGUCCGCGGGAUAACUUCGGGAAUCGUGACUUUGGUCCGCCGCCAUUCUUUAAUCCGAAUUUUGAGCAUUGUGGCGGACCGCCUAUGUUCACUGCCCACGCGCCACCGCCACCGUUCCGCAGCCGCAAUCCUCAGCAUUUCCGCAACGAGCGAUUGCGUUUUCCACCGCCACCCCCAUCCACCGAACGACCGUUUAAUUAUAUGGAUAAUAGCGGUGGCUUCGAGCAGAGACCGCCGUUUCCGCACGUGGCGGAUCGAUUUCCUAGGCCUAGGCCACCACCCUUAGGCAUACCGCCUCCCGGUGGUUCGUCCGUUGCCCCACCAAAUGCCCCACCGGAUUCCAUGAACAUGCAGCAGUCGGUGCACAUACACAACAGUCUACCUUCGGUCAAUCUACCAGAGGAUGUGACGCGGAGCUAUCAACCGCCUCCUGAGCAGAAUGAUCGCAUUGUGAUACCGGAUCCUGUGGCCGUGUCACCCAUAAUUGCGUCACCUGCAGCUGCAUCGCCUGCAGCUGCGUCGCCUGCUACGCGCCAGGACAAUGAUGACUGCGAUAUCUAUUGUGACAUCGAACCACCGUUAAAGCCCGAUUGCGAUGCACAGGAGGAACUUCACAGUAAUGGAUCGAUGAUUCUGUUGCCGCCGCCGGAGCCGCCAUCCGGUUUGUUGGACUUUGAGGAGAAUUCCAGAAGUGACAAGGACGAUAGUGAGCAGGAAUUGGUGAUCGAUGACAGCCAUAAAGAGGACACGCUGAGAGAUCUGCCAGUAAGUGGUGACAAGUACGAUCCGUUUACGGCUGACAGCGAUAGCAACGAUGAUGCCGCCACUUCAGCGUUGAAAACAGCAGUGGAGAAAGCGGAAGUGCCGCGGAACAGCUUGGACAGUCGUAAUAUACCUAUGCCGAUUGCGCUGCCGUUAGUUUCCGCAACUUAUCCUUUGAUGCCAACGACUGCCGCGACAACGAUCCAAAGCACAGAGCGCUCGCAGGAGCCUAUUCGACUGACCGCAUAUGACGAUGAUGAUGACAACGACUCGCAGUCAGACUGUCCGAAUUUUUCCAUUUACUCCUCGCAGACCAUGGACGUAGCUAGGCAUACGGAACAGGAAUUAUCGCAGCAACUCGGACCGUUACAGCCGCCACCAAUACCGCCCAGCAUCCCCGAUGAUGACGACAUCAUCGUAGGAGACGUUCAAGCCUGCGAUCUACCGGACGUGCCCCCCGAGCCGGCCGAUCCCUAUAUUGAGGCGUUACAAAAGGAACGACAAACUUUGAGUAAAAUACCGCCGAAAAAGAUCUCGCACGAUUCGCAUCGUGGCAAAAUUACCUUUAAAAUUGGCAGCAAGCUGAGGCUUAACAAUCGACUGAGCGGUUUGGACGAUCAUUCGCAAAACACGGGUUUUCUUCAGAAAAAAACAGUGACGACACCACCAAUCGAUAAACAGCAAGAGCGAGACGGCGACAAGAGUGUCAGCCCGUCGAAAUCGGCGAUUGAAUCCACAGUACGAUCGUCGAUAGCAUUGACUCAGUUGACGAAAAUAGGCCCACGCUUUGCUGAAGAAGAAGAAGAAGAAGAGGAAGAAGCAGAAGCAGAAAAGAAAAACAUCGAGUCCGUUACAGCAAGCCCGAAGAUAAAAGAAUCGUUUAAGCCCGUUGGUCGACGCGAAAGUAAAGAGUUCCAUUCGGACAGCUCAUCAGACGAGGAAGCUGAGAAGGUGGACGAAAUACCGAUACCUGCCGACACUUUAUCCAAGGAAGAGGAAAAUGACGGACGGGAGAUGUUACAAUCAACGGCGGCAGAUGCGACACUGCACGAGAACGUUACGGAAAGCGCAGUGUUGUCCGUUCUCGACAUUUCCCGGCUAUCGCCGAGAAAAUUGGACAGUAGCGAGUUGAGCAUAGAAUGCAGCUCGGAGGACUUCGACGGCAAUGAGACGGUGAGCAAGACAGUGUUGUCGCGCUCAAAGACUGAAUUGCUAGAUGAGAUUAGAGCGCGAGAGUGGGAAUCGAGUAGUGACAAUGACGAACGUUCGUCGAACAGUCAUAAACUCGCUAAGACGGACGGCGAUGAUAAGGACGACGAUAAAGCAUCGAGCGACAAUGAAGAUCCAAAUCUAUCAGACCAGCGGCACGAGAAGGAGAGUUUCUCGACGGUAGAUGACGACGUGGAGCAAUUCCCGAUUGAGAAGGACAAACUGGAUGAACCACCUGUGCCUACUACUUCUAUCGAUAAUAAUUGGGAGUCGGACGGCGCUUAUACACCCUGCAAAGAUGAAUUGCCUGUAAGGGAUGAAACUGUGCAGGCGGAGCGGCGCACAGCGUUGUUUGAAGCCGGUUUGGAGCCCAUCACGCCGACGAAGGACAAGACGAAUGAUGAUCUGGACGACUGCAGAUCACCAGCUGGUUAUGCCGAACUGGGCACCGAAGCUAUCUCCGAAACUGACGAAGCGAUAAAUUUCGAGGAGGAACUGAUCGCUUUGGCGCUACGAAAAGAAAAAGAAAUGGAGGACGGCGAGAUACUGGAUGAGAGCAAACUGGACGCGAAGGAGCGUGAAAAGUUGAAGGAGGAUAAAGAAGACGAUAACAAGAGGAAGAGGAAGAAAGACAGGAAGGAAAAGAACAAGGAGAGCACGGAGAAGAACAAAGAGAACAUCUCGUCGGAUAAUCUGGUCUCAUGGAAGAAACUUUCAAAGAGUACAAAGGACAGAUCAUACCGCGAUAAACGGUCUAGGUCAAAGGACAAGGAAAGAGAAAAAGAUAAAUCUUCUAAGAAAAGGGCAAAGGAAAUUGGUAAGAAGAAGGAGAAAAGGAAAGAGUUACCGCGAUAUGACGUAAGAAAACUUGUGGCUGACAAACCGAGGAAGGACGAGUAUGGCAGGGACAUCAGGGAGAAGUCACGAAGCAGAUCGAGAAGUCGUUCGUCGAAUAAGAUUCAGGGGGUCUCGAAAGAUCGACGGAGCCGAUCGUACUCGAAGGGACGGUCGCAGAGCAGAUCCCGCCUUCGGUUGUCCUGGUCGAGAGAUCGUGGCCAAUCAUAUUCCAAAUCGUGUCGUUCUAAUUCGCGCAAGAGGUCGUCGUCCCGUAUCAGGCGCAAAUCGAGAAGGCGAUCCAUGUCGCGCAGACGAUCUCUAUCGAGGCGAAAUUCUAUCUCUCGUAGACGAUCGCGAUCACUGUCACGUAAGCGGCGGUCGCUAUCACCCAGACGACGCACCAGACGAUCAAUGUCGAGAUCUCACGAUAAGCGGAAGGACAAGAUAAAAAAAUACAAGUCGCGCAGUCGCUCGAGGAACCGUAAGAGAUCACGCAGCAAAUCGCCGAAAAGAACGUCGUCCAAGACACGCGAAAAGAAGCAUAGUAAAAGGAAGGCGCACAGUCGAUCGCGGUCGAAAGGCAGGUCGAUUUCGCGAGAACGGGAUCGUAACAGGAACUGGGAGCAGCUGAACGAGAAGACUAUAGAGCAGGAACAACAGCAGCAACAACAAUUCCCGCGCGAACGCGAACAGCGUUCGUGGAGCGCGCAAUGGACACCAUCCUGGUCGCGUUCGAGAUCGAAGACCCCACCACAUAUUCAGCCGGAGCCGAUUGGCUCGCGAAAUUGGUCACCGCCAUCCGUGUUGGACAGUGUGUCGCCAAAGAAUCUGACUGUCAUACUGACAAACAAAGAAGCGAUAAAGAAGAAGAAGAAGAGUCGAAAAGAGAGUCGGAAAUCCAAGGAAGCGGAGAAACGGCGGAAGAGUAAACGCAACAGAACUCCACCGCCGUCAAAGGAGGUGUUCGCCAGUGGUGAUAACAUAUUGGUCAGUGUUUGUUUCAACAAAGACAAUGAAACAAAUCUGGUUACACCGGAGUUACCACCGACCAUUCCGUUGUCACCACCGAUAAAACGUCGGCGAAGAGAGUCCGUUCAGACGGAACCAACGGCAUCUGCAAAGCGAUCGAAGAAAGAGAAAACGAAGGACAAACGAUCGAAGUCACCGAAGGUGAAGAAAGACAAAAAGAAGAAAUCUAAGGCAGCAGAGAUCGCGGCGACAAAGAAGCCCGUGGCUGUGAUCGAUCUAGAUCAGUCGCCAUUCCGCGAACAAACGCCUUCACCCCGUGAUGUUAUAGUGCUCAGUGAUGAUGAUGACAAGCAGGCGCAAGAAACGCUCGCCGCGUCACCGGAACAAUGUCCGCCGUCACAGGCGUCGCCGCCACGCGAGCAGUUCGUCUCACAGGGCCCGAAGACUCCGCCGGAACCACAGAUCAAGUUCUCGAUAAACAAGCAGCCCAGCAAUCUCAGACCAUCUUUGAUAAAUCCACUGUUGGAGGAGGAAGAGGAGGAGGAGGAGGAAGAGGAGGAAGAGGAGGAGGAGGAGAUGAUGGACGAGCGGGCAGAAGAGGAGCUAGAGAUGCGGGCUCAGGAAGAGCUGGAGUUGCGUCUCAAGAUUGGUCCCAACACACCUCCCGAGCCACCGACAUCCCCGCCAACUUCGCCGGACGCUUACGAUCCUUUCGAUCCCACUAAGUCUCGUUCGCCUACUCCGGAUGCGAGCCAGGAAGCUACGCCAAAUGACGAGCGUGAUCGAGCGCAGCGCAAUUCACCCAGGAAGCUCGACGGAGCUACGGACACCCCGUUGCCGUUAGACGAGCCCAGUCAGCAGCAGGAACAACCCAGUCAGGAGAAGCCUAUAGAAAAGCCAAAGAUAAUAUCAAUAGUGACCAUCAAGAGACCAUCACCGCAAAGAGAUGUCUCCGCGUCUCCUGUGCAGGAAAGCCAGACCGACGUAACUCAGUCGUGCAGCAGCAGUCCACCCAAGACCCAACAAAAUCCGCAGAACGUGCAAUCGACCGCCAAUCCGUUUAGCACUAUUAAUCCCGUGCUGGCAACAGUGGCGGCCGCGGUACAGAGAAGUUUCAAUGCCAGCACGCCUAACACUACACAAAGAACGUUGUUACAGCCUAAUCGCAUCUCGCCGAACAAUCAGACAAAGCAACGUACAAAUGAUAGACCACAGCUUCCAAAUAUAUUUGCGAAUUCCGCGAAAUCAUCCACCAUACCACGAUCUUCCAAAUCCACCCAGAGUAAAAACAGUUCAACGGCAGGACAGAAUGGUAAUGAUGCGACCAUAGACAUGACAAACGAGAACGUCGUCGACAUGUCAUCCCCUUAUUCACCGGGUUCGACUCUGAGCGACGGCCUGUUCGAUCCUCCUAGCCCCACAAAUUUCAAUAACUCGCCCGUUGCAAACGCACCACCGCCCGCCGCUGCUAAAGCUGGCACGCCAAAAAUUAACAAAAGCACGGAGAAGAAAGACCCGUUCGACGCGUUAUUGAGUGGAAUACUGCCACCUAUGAAGACUGCAACCAAAAAUCGUAGUAAAAAAGUCUCCAAAGAAAAGACGAAGAAGUCUACCAAUCCUAAAGUUGGUGUACGCAUGGACGAAAAUCAACUUCAAAUUCUGGAUGAUCUUCCUAGUUCUGCCGUAGAAAUGCAAGUUAAAGAUAAGUUUCUUAAGAAAUUAAAUCGACAAGAGAGAGUUGUGGAGGAAGUGAAAUUAGUUCUCAAACCCCAUUAUACCAAAAAGCACAUCACGAAAGAGGAAUAUAAAGACAUCAUGCGCAAAGCAGUACCUAAGAUAUGCCAUAAUAAGACAGGCGAGAUUAAUCCUAAAAAGAUAGCUCAUUUAAUAGAAGCAUACGUAAAGAAGUGUCGAAAUAACAAGAAGAAGACCUCGGCCACCAAGAUAACGAAACCUGCGAAGACUCUGUGGAGUUGAUCACGUGUUGGCAAUCCUAGCGCAUUAGAAACUCCUUCAACAUUAGGCCUCUCCUUAGACCACGCGUAAAACACAUUCUAUCUCCUGGAUGGUAAGUGAAUUAGAAGUAUGCAUAUAUUAAUGUACAUAUAUGCAUAUAUCUAUACAUAUAAAUCUAUUGAUGAGAGAAACACGUGUGUACAUAUAUAAUUCAUUAAUCGUAUAAGCGUAAUCUUUUUAUUUAUCUAAUUGUUCGAAUACAAGAGAAUAAGCAUUUGUGAUUUUAUUAUUCACAAAUAUUAACAUCUAGACAAGUUCGCGCGCGUACAUUUAUGCAUAUAUUUGCAAAGGCGUUCAAUGAUGUACAGCCUCUGUCCGAAAUAUAAUGGUUGUACAUUAUUAUGAUGUUUCUUGAAAUGGGUUUGGAUCACGAUUAACGAUCCUUCGCUAAACUAAUUAGAAAAUAUAUUGUAUGCGUUAAGUUCAUAUUGUAGAGUGUGUAUAAUUAAAAAAAAAAACGGUUAACAAAAGACCGCUCAAGUGAGUUGAAUCGCUAUUUAUGAAAGAGUGGGCAGAUUGCUAAGUGUAUUUUCCCAGCAUAACUUGCGCUGUAAAAUUAGAUCUUCAAAUCUUAGAUUAGUAGAUUCUUAAACCUUUAUAAAAGUGCGAGAAUGGCCUGUGGAAAUCCUUUUACACAUACAUUUCCAUUGAGCAGGAUACGCGGAAUACUUUGUUUUGCUAUAUUCAUAUACUCUGUAAACAUACAAAAGACGAAAAACGGCACACAACGUAAAACAUUUCCGACCCUUUAAAUGUAAAUAAAUCAUGUAUAAAGAAUUGCCAGCCGUUACGUCUUUGUACGUGAAAUUAAUUUAAGUGUUUGUGUUUUAAUUGCGUUCUACGUAGAGAUGAAAAUGACUGAAAAAACCUAGAAACUUUAAGUAAAAAACUCAGUAAAAAAACAGUUUUUUUUACUCUGGCCUUGAAAAGGGUAUAUAUAUUUUUACUCGGAGAUAUAUAUAUAUAUAUAUUUUUUUUCCCCGAUAUUUAACGCUGUAUUAUUGUUCUAGAAUUCAGUUUUUGCAUUCAUCCAAAAGUUUUCUGUAUAUUUAAAGAUAAAUGUAAACAAUCAAAAUGUAGUAAAUGACAAUGGAUACCUACCGACAAUGGAGAUCAUUAUCAGUAAGAAGUAGAAAAUGAAUUCGAAGUUAUGUUGUUUGAACAAACACAUCUCUUUUUUAUUUAUUUAAUCAUUAGAGACAUAAAAAUGUUAAAUAAAAUCGAAAUAAUGUAUCAAACGUAUAGGAAACAUUUUAACAAUAAAUAUCAAGAACAAAUAAGUUUUAUGUCUCUGCUUUUGAGUAUUUUGACAAAAAAAUAUUAGUUUUUUUUAACAUAAAAAAACUAGUUUUUUUACUCGGUUUCUUACUCCGAAUUAAAAAAUACCCGUUUUUUUGUCUAGUUUUGUGACUUCUACGUCUCAUAUACAAAAGAGAGAUUUACAUGUAAAUUUUGUUGUUACAUUUUGAUGGUGUGAAAGUAAGUCAAUUUUUGUUCAUGAUCUAUUUCCGUUUAUGCGCGUUUUUCAGAAAAAAAGAACACUUACUGUUUUACGGAUCUGUAUUCAUGUCUCGCCUUUAGCAAGUGCGACUCAUAAUACACAUGAUAUGUCUCUGUUAUGUACAUGUAUAUACAUAUAUGAUCACAUUACACAUUGCGAUCUUGAUGAAUUUACUUGACUAUUUAUGUAAUUAUUAUAUUACUAAUAAUUAAUAGUCAAGAAUAAUUAUUGCGAUAUUAAUAAGAUACAGAAUUAGAUCACCUCGACGAAGACAAGUGAGACGUGAAUCUACUACGUACGUUAUUUGUAAGAAGUCGGGAGAUGAAACGUGCAAACAGCGUUUUCAUUUUUCAAAAAGGUACUCGAUGUUCCAAAGUGCAGAAUGUAUAACGUGUACCGAGAGCACAGCAGUGUAUAAUCAAUUUUACGCAGUGUAAUCAAGAGCAAGUGUCGUCUGUAAUAAAGUAACGUAACAUAACUAACACAACUUUUGUAUACCUUACAUAGGAUAUAAAGCGUCGUAUUCUCGUUUUAAGUGUCAACACAGGUAUUUUUUCAACCGAUAAGAACAUAAAAAAAGAAAGAAAAAAUAAUGCUGAAACUAUAUCCUGAAAAGAUAACGUUUAUCUAUUUCAUAUGUCUAAUGGCACGCUGUGGAAAUCCUAAUUUUGGGAAUUGUUAUAUAAAUACACGUAUGUAUUAUUCGUAAUUACAAUAAAUGCAUACUGUAUUAGCUGCCACAUAAAAUUCUGUUGUACAUUUUACGAUCGGAUGGUCAUAUCUUACACAAAUACACUACGUGUGAAUAGGUUUUAUAUUUUUUACGCGUGAUAGCGGAAAUUACAUCCCCUUUGGAACGUAUACAGGUACUUUUAUAUAUAUAUAUAUAUAUAUAUAUAUAUAUAUAUAUAUAUAUAUAUAUAUAUGUAUCAAAAACGUACAACAUUAAGAGGUGAAUUUAAGCGAAACGUGUGACGAUUCGUAUCAUAGAGAUAUAUCAUCAGCGAUUACAUCGACAUUCAUAAUGUAACGAUUAUGUCAAUAAUCGUUACAUCAAUAAAAUGAUGAUAAAACCAUCGUUAAUUAAACCGUCGUUAAUUCUUGUGUGUAUGAACUCUCUUUUGUACUAAAUAGCAAUGUACAUAUAUAAACCGAAGGAGAAUAAAGAGUUUAAUAUUAUCGAA